CUUACGGGUCUGACUGGACUUCGUUGGAGAGAGGCAGAGAUUCUUAAAGUAUAACAGAGGUCCGCUUAAACAACAGAGCGCGUUUGAUUUGGAUCGAACUCAGACACGAGUUUGUUGUUGUUUUCCACUUGGAAGUUUCCAUAGCGGGGCUCUGCUGCGCGAUGGGGAUCACUAAACUGGCCGACUUGAUCCGCCUAAAUGCUCCCGAUGCCAUUUCUCAUAAGGAUAUCAUUGACUACUCGGGAAAAGUAAUCGCACUGGACACCUCUGUUGUUAUGAACCAGUUCCGUGCGGCUACACCUUCACUCAGCCCCCUGACAGGCCUCUUCUUCCGCACACUCACCUUCCUGGAACAUGAUAUUAAGCCGGUCUUUGUGUUUGACGGGAAGCCUCCAAAGGAGAAGGCAGCUGUUCUGGAGAAGAGAGCUCACGCAGCUGGUUGGAGGUCAGCCAACCGCACCGGCGCAGCGUCAUCCCAGACCACCGAUUGUCUCCAGCUCCUGAAGCUUCUCGGUGUACCCGUCGUCCAGGCUCCAGGAGAUGCUGAGGCACUGUGCGCCUGGCUGGUAAAACAGGGCACUGCGGACGCUGUGGCAUCAGAGGACAUGGACACACUGCCUUUUGGAGGCAAUAUUCUGAUUCGCCAGCUAAAUGCCAAGAAGGACAGUGAGGUUGUUGAAUAUUCUUUAAACAAGCUGUUAGAGAAACUCCAAAUUAGUCACGAGGAGUUUGUUGACCUGUGCAUUUUGCUGGGCUGUGACUACUGUGACAAGAUCGCCGGUUUGGGUCCAAGGAGAGCUCUGACGUUGAUCCAGAAGCACCGUACUAUUGAGAAUGUGGUUUUGCAUGUCAACAGAAAGACUCAUCCCGUGCCACAAUUUUGGGGGUACAAAGAAGCACGGAAGAUAUUCUUGGAUGCACCACAGACCGAAGCUCCUGAACUCAGCUGGACUGAGCCCGACGAAGAAGCCUUAGUUGGCUUCCUCUGUCACGUCAAACGUGUCAAGGAGGACAGGGUCCGUAGUCGAAUGGAGAACUUCCGUCAGACGCGGGAACGUAAUCGAGAGGAGAGGGAAGAGGAGCGUGCAGAAGGACGCAGCAGGCAGACUCGCAUGGAGGACUUUUUUAGAGUUACUAGAAAAAGGGAGCAGCCCGUCAAAGCUGCAGACCCUUUAAGCAGCAACAGAAAGAGACCAAAGACCAAAUAGGAUACUAUUCCACCAUCCACGUUUGAAGAUUUUUAGAUUGAUUUCCAAACCGUAUGCCUGUCCAGACAUCUCAAAUAGAUGACCCUGUGAUGCAGCUCUCGGAUUUCUGCCAAGAGUUAUUUUUCUUUGCUUUACAUGUUGCUUAAUUCCUGUGCUGAUGAAAACUUCUUGUAUCUCCAACAUCCAUGUCAGUGACUAAAUUCCCAGUAUUUGGAUGUAAUCUUCUGUACAACAAAUAAUGAAAGAAGGACAAUAGUUUCAGAGGCUGCAGCUUUAAAUGUUGAAUUAUGGUUUUUGUAUUGGAAGAAAACUCCAAGUGCCUUCUUGUCAUCAAUUUAAAAGAAGAAAAAAAAAGUGUCUUGCAAGACACUGACUUCAAUUUUUUUUUUUUUUUACAUGAAGCAGGUGGGGGGGUCUGGUCCUGGCAGCAGUGUCUGCUUUAAUGAAGCAGUGUUUACUGAGCAAUUCUUCGGUGUAUCCAGCAGUUCCUUGCAAAGCUACCAAGACAGGCCGAGCGGGCGGUGGACGGCGAUGAAAGAGGACAGUGUAAUCACUGCAGCGGAGACCUUCCCCCGAGCCAAAACCGAAGACAGGGGACGUCUCUUCACCAGAUAUUCAAUGAGCACCUGUGGUGGAAAGUGUGCCAAGGCAGAGACCAAAGACUUGAAUUUUAAAAACAUGCACAAAAGUGGUAACAAGUCGAAAAAGAAAUGGCAAGAUGUUUAAAACCACGUGAAGAAGAGUUUGUAUUUUGGAAAUACCAGAAAACAAUGACCUAUGUUUCGCAAUUUAUUUAUUUUUUAUGUAAUGCUCUUGGCCAUUUUUAAUUAAAAAUACUGUUAAAGUGUA
This is a messenger RNA of Gasterosteus aculeatus aculeatus (three-spined stickleback), 2057 nucleotides long. Its product is annotated as putative flap endonuclease 1 homolog. Lineage: Eukaryota; Metazoa; Chordata; Actinopteri; Perciformes; Gasterosteidae. Gene Ontology annotation, molecular function: 5'-flap endonuclease activity; DNA binding; magnesium ion binding. Gene Ontology annotation, cellular component: nucleus. The record is from RefSeq and is a predicted model, not a curated record.